This is a messenger RNA of Gregarina niphandrodes, 2172 nucleotides long. Its product is annotated as 2'-phosphotransferase. The record is from RefSeq and is a predicted model, not a curated record. The coding region runs from base 1 to 2172 and encodes 723 amino acids. Gene Ontology annotation, molecular function: tRNA 2'-phosphotransferase activity. NCBI's taxonomy places the organism in Eukaryota, Apicomplexa, Conoidasida, Eugregarinorida, Gregarinidae. The transcript has a single exon. Gene Ontology annotation, biological process: tRNA splicing, via endonucleolytic cleavage and ligation.
AUGCGGCGCGCAGAGUGGAUCAGGAAUGAAUAUACCGUGUGCAAACGAUUGUGUUUUCUCUUGCGCCAUGCGCCGAGUAGUCGGGACUUGCCAAUUCGGCGGGAUGGCUAUGUCUGUGCUCUCCACUUGUUGGCGCAGCCGGAGCUGAAGGGCAUAAAGUGGUCGCAAUUGCUAUUCAUUAUCCGAACAAAUUAUAAACAGCGCUUUGGUACUGCCAUUCAGUUGCAGCACUUGCGCACUCGCACGUACCGAAAACAAGCCGCUGAACUGAGUGUCGUGAGCAACGCCUCCGACGUAGAUGAACUGACUGAGUCUGAGGCUGGCGAUCCCCCACCCGCCUGUCAGGACAAAUGUGUCCUUGAUACGUGUGUGCUAGACAUGCCUAUCCAGGAGGCGUCGAACACGCCUGUUCUGGACACCGUGGAGGGGUCUACGCCGCUGCGCACACUCUACACCCCCGCCGCCGUCGCCGACCCAUCACAAAUAGCUGACGAGUUAGCGGCUGACGAGUUAGCGGCUGACGAGCCAGCGGCUGACGAGCCAGCGGCUGACGAGCCAGCGGCUGACGAGCCAGCGGCUGACGAGCUAACGGCUGACGUUCCGGAAGCGGGAAUUCCGGUCAGCCCUGUGUGUUCGCCGCAACCAUUUCCAGCAGGGCUCCGCAGGCACACUCCCGGGGACUGCGCAGACCACAGCGCGGCUGGUCUUCGAAGACCCGCCACCUGCUGGAAAGGUGCUCUUUCCAGAGGCGCUCUCUAUAGACGCGCCCUCACAACCACUCAGAGUGGUGACGAAUGCCUCCUCCUUCCAGACCGAAUGUUGGAGCUAGUGCAAGACGGGAAAGUCCAAGACGGGAAAGUCCAAGACGGGAAAGUCCAAGACCGGAAAGUCCAAGACGGGAAAGUCCAAGACCGGAAAGUCCAAGACGGGAAGGUCGCAAUGGCAGCUGUCUACGGCGCCGGGAACAGCCCUCGUGGACUGGAGCGCGACGGCCUGCAACAGUCCGGCGGCCAAGAGUUGGGGGGAAAUCACUUCAGCGCAGACGAAAAUAACCGCCAUCAAAGACCGUUUCAAAGCAAACGGAGAGGGUCCGCGUCUGGAGUGAUAUCCUCUUUGCCUCCGGUCGUGACUCAGAACGGCGGAGAUGACGACGCCGAAGAGGAGACCGUGCUAUAUCAAGAAGUCGACAAUGGCAAUGCUGAGUUCAACCGUGUCAUCGUACCCGAUCGCCCUCAUGAUCGCUCUCAUGAUCGCUCUCAUGAUCACUCUCUUGAUCGCUCUUACGUUCGGCCCGAUCAUAUUUGCUCUCGACUGGUCACCCCAGAGUGGUGUGCUGAGCCGGACUAUAAGAGAUGUUUUGAGUUCAUCCGUCGUCUAAAGCGUUGUAAUGGAGAAGCGGAGGACAAGUCUCGUAGUCCGGCCUACCGACGAAUAAACUCUAUCAAGCAUUUGGAGGGCCGGUUUGAUUGCGAUGACGGAAACGAUUCUUCGUCUGCGGAUGAGUCUAACGAAGGUGCGAAGGCCUCGCAGUUGUCAGUCGGAGAUUUUACAUUGAGAGAGGUGUCUGUCUGGGACUCCCGUUUGGACUACGCCAAGGACUUGUCAAGCAUUUGGGUUCGAGCUUUCCAAGGUCACAGUGUGAAAGAGGUGGAUGUAGAGCUGCUGUGCGAAAAGAUUACCCGAGCCAAUAUAGACCGACUUAUUCCUCUCUGCACUCAAUGCAAUGGUUGCCCCGAGUGCUCACCCGCCCCCCAUCACCAACCCGACGACAACUUGCUACAAGACAGUCUGUUAGGGGACAGGCGUCAUCUGGUACCAACUUGUGUCCACGGUACAACGUAUUCUAAUUGGAAGCUCAUCAGGCAAUAUGGACUUAGUCGAAUGCGAAGAUCCCACAUUCAUUUUGCUAAGGGAUUGCCUGAUGAAUUGAUGCAACAACGGCUACUAAACACCACUAACGACUUUACCGAGUCUGUUCAUAUUAGACAAAAUAGUGAGGUCGGUAUCUACAUCAACCUCUUAAAAUGUAUUGAUAGUAACAUCCCGUUCUAUCUCACUAAAAACCAUAUCCUGAUUUCACCAGGUAACUCUCAAGGCAUCAUCCCUCCUCACCACAUACUGAGAGUCAUAGACAUCAAAUCCAAGAAGCCUGUCGUAGAUAGUAAACAGUAA